Molecule: messenger RNA, 4359 nt
Organism: Budorcas taxicolor (takin)
Lineage: Eukaryota; Metazoa; Chordata; Mammalia; Artiodactyla; Bovidae
Product: antigen WC1.1-like
Exons: 21
Coding region: 1-4359 (1452 amino acids)
Cellular component (GO): membrane
Source: RefSeq, a predicted model, not a curated record
AUGGCUCUGGGCAGACACCUCUCCCUGCAGGGACUCUGUGUCCUCCUCCUCGGCACCAUGGUGGGUGGUCAAGAUCUGGAGCUGAGGCUGAAGGAUGGAGGUCGCCGCUGUGAGGGGAGAGUGGAAGUGAAGCACCAAGGAGAAUGGGGCACAGUGAAUAGUUACAAGUGGGGCUUAGAAGAGGCCGCUGUGGUGUGUAGACAGCUGGGUUGUGGAGCUGCUGUUGAUGCUUUCCAAAGAGUUCACUUUGGAUCAGCAGUUGGCCCCAUUUGGUUUUAUGCUAUUUACUGCAGAGGGACAGAGUCAGCUAUCACGGAAUGUACUUAUAGUGCUGUUAAAGACUAUCGUCCUGAGGGCCUUUCCCAUGACCAGGAUGCUGGUGUAGUCUGCUCAGGAUUUAUGCGUCUAGCUGAUGGAGAUAGACCCUGCUCGGGGCGAGUAGAAGUUCAUUCUGGAAAAGACUGGACCCCAGUGUCUGAUGGGAACUUUACAUUCCCCACUGCACAGGUCAUCUGUGCAGAGCUAGGAUGUGGCAAUGUUGUGUCUGUCCUGGGACACGUGCCCUUCAGAGAGUCAGAUGGCCGGGUCUGGGCUGAAGAGUUCAGGUGUAAAGGAGAGGAGCCUGAGCUCUGGUCCUGCCCCAGAGUGCCCUGUCCAGGGGGCACCUGUCACCACAGUGGAGCUGCUCAUGUUGUCUGUUCAGUGUACACAGAAGUCCGACUCAUGAAAAAUGGCUCCUCUCAGUGUGAGGGGCAGGUGGAGAUGAACAUUUCUGGACGAUGGAGAGCACUCUGUGCCUCCCACUGGACUCUGGCCAAUGCCAAUGUUGUCUGUCGUCAGCUCGGCUGUGGAGUCGCCAUCUCCACCCCUAGAGGACCACACUUUGUGGAAGGAAGUGAUCAGAUCUCAACAGUCCGAUUUCACUGUUCCGGGGUGGAGUCCUUUCUGUGGAGUUGUCCUGUGACUGCCCUGGGUGGUCCUGACUGUUCCCAUGGCAACAUGGCCUCUGUGAUCUGCUCAGGAAACCAGACCCAGGUGCUGCCCCAGUGCAACGACUCCAUGUCUGAACAAGCAGGCUCUGUAGCCUCAGAAGAGAGCGCCCCCUACUGCUCAGACAGCAGACAGCUCCGCCUGGUGGACGGGGGCGGUCCCUGUGCCGGGAGAGUGGAGAUCCUUGACCAGGGCUCCUGGGGCACCAUCUGUGAUGACGGCUGGGACCUGGACGAUGCCCGCGUAGUGUGCAGGCAGUUGGGCUGUGGAGAAGCCCUUAAUGCCACAGGGUCUGCUCACUUCGGGGCAGGAUCAGGGCCCAUCUGGCUGAACGACUUGAACUGCACAGGAAAUGAGUCUCACGUGUGGAAGUGCCCUUCCUGGGGCUGGGGGCGGCACGACUGCAGACACAAGCAGGACGCGGGGGUCAUCUGCUCAGAGUUUCUGGCCCUCAGGAUGGUGAGCGAGGACCAGCAGUGUGCUGGGUGGCUGGAAGUUUUCUACAACGGGACCUGGGGCAGUGUCUGCCGCAGCCCCAUGGAAGACAUCACUGUGUCUAUCAUCUGCAGUCAGCUUGGCUGUGGGGACAGCGGAACCCUCAACUCUUCUGUUGCUCUUAGAGAAGGUUUUAGACCUCGGUGGGUAGAUGGAAUCCGGUGUCGGAACACGGAUACUUCUCUCUGGCAGUGUCCAUCUAACCAUUGGAAUUAUACUUCAUGUUCUCCAAAGGAGGAAGCCUACAUCUCAUGUGCAGGCAGCAGACAGCUCCGCCUGGUGGACGGGGGCGGUCCCUGCGCCGGGAGAGUGGAGAUCCUUGACCAGGGCUCCUGGGGCACCAUCUGUGAUGACGGCUGGGACCUGGACGAUGCCCGCGUGGUGUGCAGGCAGCUGGGCUGUGGAGGAGCCCUCAAUGCCUUGCAAUUUGCUGAAUUAGGUCAGGGAUCAGGGCCCAUCUGGCUGGAUGAACUGAACUGCGGAGGAAAGGAGUCCCACGUGUGGAGGUGCCCUUCCCAGGGCUGGGGGCGGCACGACUGUGGGCAUGCAGAGGAUGCUGGGAUCGUCUGCUCAGGAUUUGUGCGUCUGGCUGGAGGAGAAGGACCCUGCUCAGGGCGAGUAGAAGUGCAUUCUGGAGAAGACUGGACCCCAGUGUCUGAUGGAAACUUCACACUCCCCACUGCCCAGGUCAUCUGUGCAGAGCUUCAGUGUGGCAAAGCUGUGUCUGUCCUGGGACAUGGGCCCUUCAGAGAGUCAGAUGGCCGGGUCUGGGCUGAAGAGUUCAGGUGUGAGGGGGAGGAGCCUGAGCUCUGGUCCUGCCCCAGAGCGCCCUGUCUAGGAGGCACAUGUCACCACAGUGGAGCUGCUCAGGUUGUCUGUUCAGUGUAUGCAGAAGUCCGGCUCAUGACAAACGGCUCCUCUCGGUGUGAGGGGCAGGUGGAGGUGAACAUUUCUGGACGAUGGAGAGCGCUCUGUGCCUCCCACUGGAGUCUGGCCAAUGCCAAUGUUGUCUGUCGUCAGCUCGGCUGUGGAGUGGCCAUCUCCACCCCUAGAGGACCACGCUUUGUGGAAGGAGGAGAUCAGAUCUCAACAGUCCGAUUUCACUGCUCGGGGGCUGAGUCCUUCUUAUGGACGUGCCCUGUGACUGCCCUGGGUGGUCUUGAUUGUUCCCAUGGCAACACGGCCUCUGUGAUCUGCUCAGGAAACCAGACCCAGGCGCUGCCCCAGUGCAAUGACUCCCUGUCAGAACCAGCAGGCUCUGCAGCCUCAGAGGAGAGCGCCCCCUACUGCUCAGACAGCAGACAGCUCCGCCUGGUGGACGGGGGCGGUCCCUGCGCCGGGAGAGUGGAGAUCCUUGACCAGGGCUCCUGGGGCACCAUCUGUGAUGACGGCUGGGACCUGGACGAUGCCCGCGUGGUGUGCAGGCAGCUGGGCUGUGGAGAAGCCCUCAACGCCACGAGGUCUGCUCACUUUGGGGCAGGAUCAGGGCCCAUCUGGCUGGACAACCUGAACUGCACAGGAAAUGAGUCUCACGUGUGGAGGUGCCCUUCCCGGGGCUGGGGGCGGCACGACUGCAGACACAAGGAGGACGCGGGGGUCAUCUGCUCAGAGUUCCUGGCCCUCAGGAUGGUGAGCAAGGACCAGGAGUGCACUGGGUGGCUGGAAGUUUUCUACAACGGGACCUGGGGCAGUGUCUGCCGCAGCCCAAUGGAAGACAUCACCAUGUCCGUGAUCUGCAGACAGCUUGGCUGUGGGGACAGUGGAAGUCUCAACUCUUCUGUUGCUCUUAGGGAAGGUUCUAGACCCCACUGGGUAGAUGGAAUCCAGUGUCGGAAAACUGACACCUCUCUCUGGCAGUGUCCUUCUGACCCUUGGAAUUACAACUCAUGCUCUCCAAAGGAGGAAGCCUAUAUCUCGUGUGCAGGAAGAAGACCCAAGAGCUGUCCAACUGCUGCCCCCUGCACAGACAAGGAGAAGCUCCGGCUCAGGGGAGGAGACAGCGAGUGCUCAGGGCGGGUGGAGGUCUGGCACAGUGGCUCCUGGGGCACCGUGUGCGAUGACUCCUGGAGCCUGGCAGAGGCCGAGGUGGUGUGUCAGCAGCUGGGCUGUGGCCAGGCCCUGGAAGCCGUGCGAGCCGCAACAUUUGGCCCUGGAAAUGGGAGCAUCUGGCUGGAUGAGGUGCGGUGCGAGGGCCGGGAGUCCUCCCUGUGGGACUGUGCUGCAGACCCCUGGGGGCAGAGCGACUGCAAGCACGAGGAGGAUGCUGGUGUGAGGUGCUCUGGUGCAAGGACAACAUUGCCCUUAAAUACAGCAGGGACCAGAACAACCUCAAAUCCCCUCCCUGGCAUUUUCUCCCUGCCUGGGGUCCUCUGCCUCAUCCUGGGGGCCCUUCUCUUCCUGGUCCUCAUCAUCCUGGUGACUCAGCUGCUCAGACGGAGAGCAGAGCGCAGAGCCUUAUCCAGCUAUGAAGAUGCUCUUGCUGAAGCCGUGUAUGAGGAGCUCGAUUACCUUGUGACUCAGAAGGAGGGUCUUCUCGACAGCCCAGGCUUCCUGUCAGAUGGGGAGGACAAUGACUCCAGGUCUGCACCAGAUCAGAGGACUGAUGCCCCUGGUGAGGAUUAUGAUGAUGCUGAAGAGGUACCAGUGCCUGGGGCUCCUCCUGCCUCUCAGGGGAGCGAAGAGGAAGUGCUCCCAGAGAAGGAAUAUGGGAUGAGGUCCUCUCAGACAGGCUCUUCUCUAAAUGUUUCUAGAGAAGAAGCUAAUCCUGGGGAAGGAGAAGAGAGCCCCUGGCUGCUCCAGGGGGACAAAGGGCACCCUGAGUAUGAUGAUGUUGAACUCAGUGUCCAGGGAACAUCCACAGUGACUUUCUGGUGA